Molecule: messenger RNA, 638 nt
Organism: Myotis davidii
Lineage: Eukaryota; Metazoa; Chordata; Mammalia; Chiroptera; Vespertilionidae
Product: ankyrin repeat domain-containing protein 26-like
Exons: 3
Source: RefSeq, a predicted model, not a curated record
AAUACAGACAUCGGAAAGCAGGAUUCUUUACAGGAGAGGCUAUCUCACCUGCAGAGUGAAAAUAAGUUGCUUCAAUAUCAACUGUAUCAGGCUCACAACAUUUCUGACAGGAAAGGAAAGACAGUCAUUAGAAUCCAAGGUCAGUUUGUGGAUACCAUAAAAAUAUUUCAAGCCAACAGUGAAAAGCAAGGUCUUAUGCUGAAUGAAACAUGUACGGAAUUAGUCAACGAAUGCCAUCUUUUAAAAGAAAGCAUACAUCAGUAUGAAAAUGAUAAAGCAGAAAGAGAUGCAGUUGUGAGACAACUUCAAGGAGAACUGGCUGAUACCCAAAGAAAACUGAGACAACUUCAAGGAGAACUGGCUGAUACCCAAAGAAAAUUGAGACAACUUCAAGGAGAACUGGCUGAUACCCAAAGAAAACUAUCUAUGACAGAGGCUUUACUGAAGGCUGAAUCACAUCAUCGUAUGUGUUCACAACAUAAAAUACAAGAGCUGCAGAAGGAAUUAGAUGAAAGCAGAAGUCAAUUUCAGCAUGAAAAGGAAGAAUCAAAGAAAUACAUUGAUUUAACCAUAUGUCUGCAACAGAGCUUGAAUAAAGUAAUGAAGCAAAAGAGUGAUCUAGAAAAAUCGAUGACAAG